This is a messenger RNA of Colletotrichum aenigma, 1641 nucleotides long. RefSeq lists its product as uncharacterized. NCBI's taxonomy places the organism in Eukaryota, Fungi, Ascomycota, Sordariomycetes, Glomerellales, Glomerellaceae. The transcript is spliced from 3 exons. Bases 1 to 1641 code for a protein of 546 amino acids. The record is from RefSeq and is a predicted model, not a curated record.
AUGGCUGGCAGAUCUGGCCGUCUUUGCAUGCGCAUGCCGUACACAUCAGAUCAGGCUGCGAUGCUCUCACCCAUGCUCGACAUGGUGAGGCUGUCGCGAGAUGAACUCAGCCAAAUUUACACAAACCGUAACUCUCAAGAACCCCCUAAGGACACAUCCCAACAUGGCGGCGGCGGCGGCGACUCCCUCCCCAAGAAGAUGCUCGAAUCCGCCGCGACAUCCUUCGCCUCCAUCCUCGUCCUGGCCGCCGGCUUCGCCAUCGCCGGCUACGCCUACCACAAGACCUACAAGCGCAUCGUCCUCAAAAAGAUGACGCGCGCCUUCACCCCGGGCGACCCCGUCCUCGAGCUCGCCGCCAUCGGCAAGGAGGUGCCCCAGUCCGCCGCCGAGGCCGACGACCGCUGGGUCCAGCGCCCCGAGCAGGCCCGCAUCGACAAGAUCGUCGACGGCUCCGAGGUCGGCCACUACUUCCUCAUCCUCGGCGAGAAGGGCACCGGCAAGAGCAGCAUGCUCAUCGAGGCCAUGCGCAAGAUCGACGGCGACGGCGUCGCCAUGUUCGAGGCCCACGCCGACCUCGAGAUCGUCCGCAUACGCCUCGGCAAGGCUCUCGACUUCGAGUUCCACGAGGACUACAUCGGCGGCUACUUCUCCGAGCGCGGGCCCCGCGACACCACCGCCCUCCUCGACAUCGAGCGCGCCCUCAACAAGCUCGAAAAGGUCGCCCUCAAGAACCGCGCCACGCGCAAGAAGCCCCUCGUCGUCAUCAUCAACCAGAUGCACCUCAUCCGCGACGACGAUGACGGCAAGGACCUCAUCGAGCUGCUCCAGCAGCGCGCCGAGCAGUGGGCCGCCUCCAACCUGGUGACGAUGGUCUUCAACACCGACGACUACUGGGUCUACGAGCGCCUCAAGCAGCUGGCCACCCGCAUGGAGGUCAUGUCGGUGCGCGACCUGCCCAAGCAGCAGGCCAUCAACGCCCUGUGGAAGUACCGCGUCAAGUACUUUGGCGAGCAGCUCGAGCAGAAGAAGCUCGAGGAGGUGUACGACCUCGUCGGCGGCCGCCUGUCCUUCCUCAACCGCGUUGCCAAGAGCAAGGACAUGAUUGCUACGUGCAAGUCCAUCUGCGCGGUCGAGAAGACGUGGUUCCUGAACCAGUGCUGGAUCCUCGGCGCCGAGAUGGACGACGAUGUCAUGGACCAGCAAAAGUGGGCUUCCGGCGCCAUGGUCCUAGCCCAAGCCCUCGUGGACGAGGAGGAAGAGAUGGACUCCCUCUACGACCCGGAGCGCGGCCACAUCAUGCCGUCGUUCCCCAUGCACAAGGCGCAGCAGAUCAUGACCCGCGCCGACUUCAUCCGCAACAUGGACCGCCUCAACCUCUUCUCCAUCGCCGCCGACGCGCAGGUCCGCGCCUCCUCCGUCCCGAUGCACCGCGCCUUCAAGGAGAUCUGCGCCGAGGAGGGCUUCCGCGACCACCUCGAGAAGACCAUCGUCCGCAUCGGCGACAUCGAGUCCCUCGGCCGCACUCGCGAGCUCGUCGCCAAGGACCUUGUCCUCGGCGGCAAGUACGAGAUCAAGCGUGACGGCAAGAACGGCGUCGUGGUCAAGCUCGUCGAGGGCGAGGACCGCGGCAUGUAUGUUUGA